Molecule: messenger RNA, 2028 nt
Organism: Epithele typhae
Lineage: Eukaryota; Fungi; Basidiomycota; Agaricomycetes; Polyporales; Epitheliaceae
Product: Clavaminate synthase-like protein
Exons: 9
Coding region: 1-2028 (675 amino acids)
Biological process (GO): regulation of transcription by RNA polymerase II; protein demethylation
Molecular function (GO): transcription coregulator activity; histone demethylase activity
Source: RefSeq, a predicted model, not a curated record
AUGGCCCGUACCCGUCGAAAGCCUGCCAAACCCCAAAAGACGCCCGAGCAGGCGGGCGCCACCGAUGACGACGCGCAGGUCCACGAAAUCGGCGAGGAGGUCGAGGAGGCAGAAGAGGCCCAGGAGGAACGCUGCCCCGCCUGCCCCGAGGCCGUGGCCGGCGCACAGGUCGAGGACGCCAACAAGGAGAAGUGGGUACGCUGCGACGCGUGCAAGACGUGGUUCCACUGGCGGUGCGCGGGCGACGGCGACCUGGACGCGGUGGACAUGUGGUUCUGCAAGCCCCGCGUCAUUACGAUGAAGCCUCCCGCGCGCAAGUCGACGCGCAAGAAGCAGCAGCGGGACUACGCCGGCCUCAACGCAGGCCAGGAGGCGGACCCCAGCCGCUGGUUACGGAUGAUGGAAGGCAAGCCGAUCAAGAAGGACCCGUUCAAGCGCAUGCCCGGCGCCGACGUCGGGCUCGAGUGGCUGCAGAACGACGAGGAGGCGAUGAAGGAUCCCAUCGUGGUCGAGACGGAGGAGGGGCUCGGGAUGAAGAUGCCCCGACGGGCUUCUCCGUCGACGACGUCGCGGAGGCAUGUGGCAACACAGUCGAACGUGCACUGGACGCUGGGCAAGUGGCAGGAGUAUUGGAACACGGAGGCCGACAAGCGGGACAAAAUCCGGAACGUGAUCUCGCUCGAGGUUUCGGGCACGGACCUGGCGGACCGCAUCUUGCCUCCCCGCAUCGUCCGCGAGCUCGACUGGGUCGAGAAGUUCUGGCCGAGCACGAAAAAGGGCCGCGGGCACACCUAUCCCAAAGUCCAGCUCUACUGUCUCAUGGGCGUCGCAGGGGCGUGGACUGACUGGCAUAUUGACUUCGCUGGGUCGUCGGUGUACUACCACAUACUUCAUGGGAAGAAGGUCUUCUACUUCAUCCGCCCUACACCUGCAAACUUGGCAGCUUAUGAACGAUGGUCAGGAAGCGAGGCUCAGAACCAUUCCUGGCUUGGCGACAUGUGCGACGAGGUCUUCAAAGUCGAACUGACCACAGGCAACACCAUGAUCAUCCCAACUGGCUGGAUUCAUGCCGUAUACACACCAAUAGACACCCUGGUCUUCGGAGGCAACUUCUUGCAUUCGUACAACGUUCCAAUGCAACUCCGUGUACGCGAGAUUGAGAUCGCGACCCAUGUGCCCAAGAAGUUCAGGUUCCCGCAAUUCUCCCGGCUAUGCUGGUACGCAGCUGAAAAGUACAUCCGCGACCUGAAGGCGAAAGAGGAGUUCCCGCCGCCAGUGCUGGAAGGAAUCGAGGCCAUCGCGGAGUUCCUCGUCCAAGAGACUCGGACGAUGGAGCGGGGCACGGACGCGGCGAAACGACAGGCGAAGGAGGAAGUGCCAGGAGACCGGAUCAAAGAUCCACACGCUGUGGCUCGCGAGCUGCGGUGGAGGGCGCGACACGCGGCUGGAUACGCUAGCGAUGACGAUAGCCGAGGUCACCGGAGGACGAAGACGGCGGUGAACGGGGACACGUCUGCCAACGGCGCGUCGCACAAGCGAAAGCGGACGGGCGUGGACGCGAGCGAGGAUGGAUCGGAGUUGUUCCGGAACUUCAAGCGGCCAGGAUGGGAGAAGGUGGAGGAGCAGAAGCCGGAGAAGGAGAGCGCGCUCGCCCGGGCACCGCGACCGAAGCCGGGGACAUCGCAGUGGACAGAUGCGUGGGCGAGCUGGGAGGCGGUGGCGGAUGGUCCGGAUGGCGAGGAUGCGCAGGUGGAGCGACAGCGGGAGGUGAUCGUCAAGGUGCGGCGGACGGCGAGAGGGCUGGAAAGGCAACGGGUGGAAAGGGUGCUGGAGGAGUGGACGUGGACGAGCGCGAGCGCGAGCGGAACGUCGACCCCGCGCACGGUGCUGAAGACGGAGGGAGAGGACGUGGAGCUGGGGGACGCUGCCCCCGAACCACCUGCGGUGGCGGAGACAGGCAGCACGAACGGGACGGCAGAGGCGGACGGCGGAGGGACGAGUGCGAUGGCGGUGGACGGCGGGUGCUGA